Priceomyces carsonii is the source of this 417-nucleotide messenger RNA. Its product is annotated as E2 ubiquitin-conjugating protein. Gene Ontology annotation, biological process: protein K63-linked ubiquitination; DNA damage tolerance. Gene Ontology annotation, cellular component: nucleus. Lineage: Eukaryota; Fungi; Ascomycota; Pichiomycetes; Serinales; Debaryomycetaceae. Bases 1 to 417 code for a protein of 138 amino acids. The transcript has 2 exons. The record is from RefSeq and is a predicted model, not a curated record.
AUGUCGAAAGUUCCUAGAAAUUUUAAGUUAUUGGAAGAGUUAGAGAAGGGAGAGAAAGGUUUAGGAGCAGAAUCUAUUUCAUAUGGGUUGAGCAGCCAGGAUGAUAUUACCAUGACUUAUUGGAACGGAACGAUCUUAGGACCACCACAUUCAGUUCACGAAAAUAGGAUCUAUUCAUUAACUAUAAUUUGUGGUGAAAACUAUCCGGAUCAACCACCAAAGGUAAAAUUUAUUUCCAAGAUCAAUUUGCCAUGUGUGGAUUCAAGUGGAAAUGUCAUGCCAGACAAGUUUGAUGCAUUAAAAAACUGGAAGAGAACAUAUACGAUGGAAACCGUGCUUUUGGAAUUAAGAAAGACUAUGGCAUCUCUGGCAAACAAGAAAUUACCACAACCUAGCGAAGGUUCCACUUACGAAUGA